Aegilops tauschii subsp. strangulata is the source of this 4486-nucleotide messenger RNA. The record is from RefSeq and is a predicted model, not a curated record. Lineage: Eukaryota; Viridiplantae; Streptophyta; Magnoliopsida; Poales; Poaceae.
AUGCAGAUGGCAUAUCUGACAUCACUGCUCAGUCAAGAUAUCGGAGCUUUUGACACUGACUUGACCACCGCGACUAUCAUGGCUGGAGCAACCAACCACAUGAGUACCAUAAAAGAGGCAAUUGGAGAGAAGAUGGGUCACUUUAUGUCCAACUUCUCCACAUUCUUAGUUGCUGUCAUUAUUGCCUUUGUGUGUUGCUGGGAGGUGGGUAUGAUGGCAUUCUUGGUAGUUCCGAUGCUCCUCGUGGUUGGAGCAACAUAUGCGAAAAUGAUGGUUGGCAUGUCGGCGACAAGGAUAGCUUUGGUCUCUGAAGUAACCUCAGUUGUAGAACAGACUAUUUCACAUAUCAAGACCGUCUUCUCAUUUGUUGGAGAAAACUCGGCGAUGAAAUCCUUCAUCGAAUGCAUGGACAAGCAAUACAAGCUAGGCAAGAAAGAGGCAAUUACAAAAGGACUAGGUUUGGGAAUGUUACAGAUUGCAACCUUCUGUUCAUACUCAUUGACCAUCUAUAUUGGAGCAUUGGCAGUAACUAGAAGAUCUGCAAAAGGGGGUGAAACGAUUGCUGCAGUCAUUAAUAUCCUCUCCGCUGCAAUAUAUCUCUCAAACGCUGCGCCGGAUCUUCAGACCUUCAGCCAAGCAAAAGCUGCUGGUAAAGAAGUAUUUAAGGUUAUCAAAAGAAAACCAGCGAUAAAUUAUGAAUCAAACGGAAGAAUCUUAGAAAAGGUCACCGGACAUAUUGAAAUAAGAGAGGUGGAUUUCACAUAUCCGUCCCGUAAAGACAAGCUGAUUCUUCAAGGUUUCACACUAGUUAUACCAGCAGGCAAAGUGGUGGCUCUUGUGGGGAGCAGUGGAUGUGGGAAGAGCACUGUGAUUUCUCUGGUUCAAAGAUUCUAUGAUCCUAUAUCAGGUGGCAUUACUGUUGACGGUCAAAACAUUAAGGAACUUGACCUGAAGUCCCUGAGGAGAAAUAUAGGCUCAGUCUCUCAAGAACCAGCACUAUUUUCUGGUACUAUCAUGGAUAACUUGAGAAUUGGAAAACUGGAUGCAACUGAUGAAGAGAUAAUUGAAGCAGCAAAAACAGCUAAUGUGCACUCUUUCAUAUCCAAACUUCCAGAUCAAUACUCGACUGAGGUAGGAGAAAGAGGUGUGCAACUAUCAGGAGGUCAGAAACAGAGAAUAGCUAUUGCAAGGGCUAUACUAAAAGAUCCCCCCAUUCUUCUUCUUGAUGAAGCCACAAGUGCACUUGAUUCAGAAUCAGAGAAGCUAGUUCAGGAUGCUCUUGACAGAGCUAUGAAAGGGAGGACUGUUAUCUUGAUUGCCCACAGAAUGUCAACAAUAAUAAAUGCAGACAAGAUUGUUAUUGUGGAGAAUGGGAGAGUAGCUCAACACGGAACACAUGAAGAAUUGUUGGAGAGAAGUACAUUCUACUCGAGUGUAUGCAGUAUGCAAAGUCUAGAAAAGAAAUCCAGCAAGAGUGAAGACAGAUUUACUGAUCAGGUCGAAGAAGAACAAGACAGUGCAACGUAUAAAGAACAAUCUUUUGCUGCAUAUGAACAAGAGAAGAAACCAGAACCGACCUCAAAGCAAUCGAAGCAAAGUAUCAGAAAGAGAACGUCUGCUUUCAACAGGAUAUUCCUCGGAACUUUUAAACUGGUGCCAGGAAAGGUUCUGGUGGGCUCCACAGCAGCAGCAAUCUCUGGGAUCUCAAGGCCUCUAUUUGCUUUCUAUAUCAUGACAGUUGGCAUAGCAUACUUCGAUGCAGAUGCAAAUAAAAAAGUCAGCAAGUACUCAAUUAUUUUGUUCCUGAUAGGGAUGUUAACAUUUUUCAGUAACAUCUUCCAGCACUAUAUCUACGGCCUGGUCGGUGAAAGGGCAAUGAAUAACCUAAGGGAGGCCCUGUUUUCAGUUGUUCUUCGAAGUGAAAUAGGUUGGUUCGAGGAACCAAAAAACAGUGUUGGCUUCCUGACCUCACGUGUUGUCAGUGACACCUCCAUGGUAAAAACGAUUAUAUCUGAUCGAAUGGCUGUCAUGGUUCAAUGCAUCUCUUCAAUUAUUAUAGCAACAGCGUUAAGCAUAGCAGUGAACUGGAGGAUGGGUCUAGUUGCAUGGGCUAUGAUGCCAUGUCACUUCAUCGCUGGCCUUGUACAGGUCAGGUCAGCAAAAGGUUUUGCCACUGACAACUCUAAGUCUCACCGGAAGCUCAUCUCACUCACUUCAGAGGCUGUUAGCAACAUCCGCACUGUGGCCUCUUUUGUUCAGGAAGAAGAAAUACUCAGGAAAGCAGAUUUGGCAUUGCAAGAACCGAUGCGGAUAAGCAGGAUUGAGAGUAUCAAGUAUGGUGUGGUACAGGGGAUUUCCCUCUGCUUGUGGCAUAUGACACAUGCUAUUGCAUUGAGUUAUACCAUUGUGCUACUUGACAGGAAACUAGCAACAUUUGAAAACUGUGUACGAUCAUACCAAGCAUUUGCAAUGACAAUACCUUCCAUCACAGAGCUAUGGUCCUUGAUCCCUAUGGUCAUGUCCGCCAUUGCGAUAUUGGAUCCUGCACUAGACAUUCUCGACAGAGAAACACAGAUUGUGCCGGAUGAACCAAAAUUGAACUGUGAGGACAGAAUUGUAGGUAAUGUUGAGUUCGAAGAUGUCAGUUUCAGCUAUCCCUCGAGACCAGAAGUGAUCAUACUAGAUGGAUUCAGUCUAGCUAUCGAAUCAGGUCAAAGGGUCGCAUUGGUUGGGCCAAGUGGUUCGGGAAAAUCCACAGUGUUGGCUCUGCUGCUAAGAUUCUACAAUCCUUGCAGCGGCCGAGUACUUAUAGACGGGAAGGACAUCAGAGGCUACAACCUCAAGAGCCUGAGAAAGCAGAUAGGACUGGUGCAGCAAGAGCCAAUCUUGUUCAACCUGUCUAUAAGACAGAAUAUCAGCUAUGGAAAUGAAGGCGCAUCAGAAACAGAAAUAGUGGAGGCCGCAAUGGAGGCAAACAUCCAUGACUUCAUAAGCAGCCUGUCAAAAGGGUAUGAUACCGUGGUCGGGGACAAAGGAGGCCAACUUUCCGGAGGACAAAAGCAGAGGAUAGCUGUGGCAAGAACUAUACUGAAGAAGCCCGUCAUACUGCUACUAGAUGAGGCGACAAGUGCUCUAGAUGGUGAAUCUGAGAGGGUGGUAAUGAACACCCUCGGUGCAAAAGGGUGGAAAAACAAGGGUGAGCUCUCAAGCAAGAUCACAAGUAUCACGAUUGCCCACAGGCUGUCCACAGUCACAAACGCAGAUGUAAUUGUCGUGAUGGACAAAGGUGAGGUGGUAGAGACGGGUAGCCACGCAACAUUAGUCUCAGCAAGCAAUGGUGUUUACUCGAGACUGUACAAUAUGCAAAUCAAAGCAGGGAAAGACUGAUCUCAUGAUCAGUCCUUUUGCUGGUAGCAUCAUUUUUCAAGCAUUUGAUGCCAGAUGGGGGGAAAAUGUAAAGACAGAGUUUGACUGUUUUUGUGCCUACUGAAUAAGUUGGUUAUUCCAAAUAGGGCAAAUGCUAUAAUAUAUGAAAGUUGUUAGCUAUAAGUCACUGUACUAAUGUUUAUAUAACUGCGUUUUCACAAACCAGAUCUAAGGAAAAUAAUAAGGCACCAGCGGAACACUGUAAAUGUGACAGAUGCGAUCCUUCAACGUGCAAUGGAGUUAUUGCUUUGAGUCAAAUUUCUAGGCAAGGUGCAAUGUAGCGCCAGUGCCAUAAAACUAUUUUCCAGUUCUUUUACCAAUCUUAGCUUUGUAAAUUCAUUUCUACUUGAAUAAAAAGCUUUUGGGAAUGUGUAACCCCCCAUGUUCCAACACAUACAUUUCUCCGGCAGACGCAUGUUUUGCUUAUUUACAUAUCCAAAUCUUCAACAAAGUAUAGAAACCAUUUGGUAAGUCAAUGAUGUACCGCAACUAUCGAUAGAGAAACUAAAACAUCACCAGAAAAUCCAAACCUAUAAUCCAUAGCCACGAAAAAUUCCCCCCUUCUCUUUUUUUGAAAAUUCCACCAAGAUUUCUCAUCCACAUUAUGCAUAUCCUAGUCUUGAGUUUGCGAGGAACUACGGACAGUGGGUUAUUAUUGUCCAUAAUUGCAUUCACGACCAAAUCGAAGGGAAAUGAUUGUUUGGCACUGGUGCCACACCACUGACAUACAGCAGAUACAAUCCAAGGAUAUAUGGAGUUGUUAAUAUGAGUCCAGUUUACAGGCGAGGCGAAAUGUAGCACCGAGCGUUAUAAACAAAUUCGUUCGCACUCGAAUUAUAAGUCCUUGAGACUCCUGGUGUAUGUCCACCCCCAAUUCGCCAACGAAAACCCUGUCCUGGGAUGCAAUUCUCCAGAAGAUGCAUGUUUUGCCAAUUUGCAUACCCGAAUCUAGCUUUGGAAAACUUCCGAGAAGAUUUCGCCCCCACAUGAUGCAUAUGCUAUAGUGGUAGGAUAUGAAUUUGGAAACCCGUGCCCUCGAGAAGUGCGGGAUGACGCGAUU